CAACUAAAACAGAAAAUUAUUCCCCAAGCUAGCUAUAAAAGCGAUCCCUAGUACUCUCUUCCUUAUAGUUGCUGCUGCGAUCGAGCGAAUAUCCCAAAUUGAAACAAACAAUGGCGGGAAUGAGAACAAGAGGAUGCUUCUUCGAGACAACAGAGGGCGUAAAGACGAUUACAACCUUCGAGGAGAUGGGAUUCAAAGACAAUUUACUCCGUGGAAUCUACCAAUUCGGUUUCGAUAAACCAUCGCCGAUUCAACAGCGCGCCGUUCUGCCUAUCAUUCAGGGUCGUGACGUCAUCGCUCAGGCUCAAUCUGGUACCGGCAAAACCUCCAUGAUUGCUCUAACUGUUUGCCAGCUUGUCGAUACCUCCGUCAGAGAGGUGCAGGCCUUAAUUGUGUCUCCGACGAGGGAACUGGCUUCACAAACUGAAAGAAUUAUAUCGGCUAUUGGGGAUUUUGCAAACGUACAAGCGCAUGCUUGUGUUGGAGGUAAAAGUGUGGGAGAAGAUAUAAGGAAACUUGAACACGGAGUUCAUGUGGUGUCUGGAACUCCUGGUCGAGUAUGUGACAUGAUCAAGAGGAGAACAUUGCGCACAAAAGCUAUCAAGUUGCUAGUUCUGGAUGAAUCUGAUGAAAUGCUGAGCAGAGGAUUUAAAGAUAAAAUUUAUGAUGUGUAUAGAUAUCUCCGACCCGAUCUUCAGGUUUGCUUGAUCUCUGCUACGCUGCCUCAUGAAAUUUUGGAGAUGACAAAUAAGUUUAUGACAGAUCCUGUCAGGAUCCUUGUAAAACGUGAUGAAUUGGCGUUGGAGAGCAUCAAGCAAUAUUUUGUUGCGGUUGAAAGGGAGGAAUGGAAGUUUGAUACUCUUUGUGAUCUUUAUGAUCAUGUUACCAUCACUCAAGCUGUUGUAUUCUGUAACACCAAGCAAAAGGUGGACUGGUUAGCUGAAAAAAUGCGUAACAAUAAUUUCACCGUCUCAUCAAUGCACGGUGACAUGCCUCAAAGAGAAAGAGAUGCGAUUAUGGGAGAAUUUUGUGCUGGAACAACCCGAGUAUUGAUAACAACCGAUGUUUGGGCUCGUGGCCUUGAUGUACAGCAGGUUUCGCUAGUUAUUAAUUAUGAUCUUCCCAAUAAUAGAGAGUUGUACAUUCAUCGGAUAGGCCGUUCUGGACGUUUUGGGCGCAAGGGUAUUGCAAUAAAUUUUGUGAAAAGCGAUGAUAUCAACAGCUUGAGGGACAUUGAGCAGUAUUAUGGUACUCAGAUUGUUGAUCUGCCAAUGAAUGUUGCUGAUCUUAUAUAGAAGCAAUUUAUUUUAUUCCUUUUUAUGAAACUUUGACGUUUGGUCUAUUAUAUUUAUAUUAGAUUUAUUUUUAGGGUGCUCAGCUGAACCAGAGAUAUAACGUUUUUCCCAUUGUCUUACAUUUGAAGUUAAUGUCUAAUUUUCUAUUUUUAUGAUUCAAAUGACAUGUGAUGUUUCGACUUGGUUGAUUAUUUAGUAUUUUAUGGUAUAGUUUAUACUAUAAACUUUAUAGUAUCUGUCUAUUUUAUGGUUGAUCA
Trifolium pratense (red clover) is the source of this 1552-nucleotide messenger RNA. RefSeq names its product eukaryotic initiation factor 4A-3-like. The coding region runs from base 111 to 1295 and encodes 394 amino acids. Lineage: Eukaryota; Viridiplantae; Streptophyta; Magnoliopsida; Fabales; Fabaceae. Gene Ontology annotation, cellular component: nucleolus; catalytic step 2 spliceosome. The record is from RefSeq and is a predicted model, not a curated record. The transcript is spliced from 8 exons. Gene Ontology annotation, molecular function: RNA helicase activity; ATP binding; mRNA binding.